Zea mays is the source of this 1265-nucleotide messenger RNA. RefSeq names its product serine acetyltransferase 2. The transcript has a single exon. Gene Ontology annotation, molecular function: L-serine O-acetyltransferase activity. Gene Ontology annotation, cellular component: cytoplasm. NCBI's taxonomy places the organism in Eukaryota, Viridiplantae, Streptophyta, Magnoliopsida, Poales, Poaceae. The record is from RefSeq and is marked provisional. Bases 96 to 1040 code for a protein of 314 amino acids.
CUCCCAGCCGUCGCUAGUCGCUCGCUCCAUCACCGAUAACCAAGAUCCCAAGACCUCCUCCAGCCUCCUCUGCUCUCGCGCCGGCACCCGCACGCAUGGCUGCCUGUGUCGACAAGUGGCACCCCACGCACGCCGGCCGCCUCACCGGCGCCAUCUACCGCUACUUGCCGGACGGCGCCACGGACCGCGCGGUGGCCGCCGCCGCCGCCGCGCCGGCGUCCGCGAGCGGCGGCGACGACGACGACGUCUGGGACGAGCUGCGCGCGGAGGCGCAGGCCGACGCGGACGCCGAGCCUCUGCUCCGCAAGUACUACGCCGACCUCGUCCUGUCGCGCCCGUCGCUGGAGGCCGCCCUCGCCGCGCACCUGUCGGCCAAGCUCUGCGUCCCCGGCGCGCUGCCGCAGGACGCGCUCCGGGACCUCCUGGCCGCCGCACUGGCCGCGCGCCCGGAGUCCGGCCGCGCCGCGCGCGCCGACCUCCGCGCGGCGCGCGACCGCGACGCGGCCUGCGGCCGGAUGGUGCACUGCUUCCUCUACUACAAGGGCUUCCUCGCCCUGCAGGCGCACCGCGCCGCGCACGGGCUGUGGUGCGAGGGCCGCUCCGCGCCGGCCUUCCUCCUCCAGAGCCGCGCGUCCGAGGUGUUCGGCGUCGACAUCCACCCCGGCGCGCGCAUUGGCUCGGGGAUCCUGUUCGACCACGCCACGGGCAUCGUCAUCGGCGAGACGGCCGUCGUUGGGAACGACGUCUCCAUCCUGCACGGCGUCACCCUCGGCGGCACGGGAAAGGAGUCCGGCGACCGGCACCCGAAGGUCGGGGACGGGGUGCUGAUCGGCGCCGGCGCCAGCGUGCUCGGCAAUGUGCGCGUUGGAGCCGGGGCGAAGAUUGGAGCAGGGGCGGUCGUGCUACGGGACGUGCCGGAGGGGACCACGGCCGUCGGGAACCCCGCCAAGGCGGUCGGGAAGAAGGCGGCGCCGCAGCGGCGGCCGGAAGAGCAGCCUGGGGUCACCAUGGAGCAAGGGUGGUCGGACUACGUGAUUUGAUAACUUCCAGAGGGUCUGUUUGCAAAUAUUUAGUGCAGGAGAGUUUCCCUCCCAGAAGAUAUUUAGUCAAGUCGUUAUUGAGAGAUAGGUGCAUUGCCGUUGCUGCAUUGCAUAAAGAGGGAGCUCAAUUAGGCAUUGAGCCCUAGAGCAACUCCAUAUUUUUCUUUGUUUUGCGUGAGGGGAAUAACAAUACUAUAUGCAUCUGAUAAGUUAUCGGUUGCUUGU